AUAUGCAUUGAGUCCAGGCAGCAAGGUUUCUCUGGGAAUUCAGAUUCAUUGUCAGCAUGGUGUCGGAGGCAGUUGUGGAAUACUAAGAGAGAACACCAAGACAGAACCCCGGGGAACACCAGCAUUGAAGGAAUGAGCGAAAAAACCUAAAGGAAAAAUUGCAAGAAGUGUCGGGGAAGUCCGUGAAAGUGAGGUUUCAGGGAGGGGGUUCUGCCCAACGCCAUCCAACAGCAGAAGGCCUCAGUAAGGGAGAGACAGAUAGACUCGUAUUGGAGUAGGUAGAUCAGAAGCCAGGGAUGGGGCCACUUCCAAGUAAAGAGAGGCGCUGUGAGCCGGGGAAGAUGGGUAAGUGGAGACAGGAUGUAUAGACAGACGGCUGUCAAGAAAUUUGGCUAGAAGGGAACGGGUGAGACCGUGCGGUGGAUACGAGGGCAUAUUGUGUGGGUGACGAUCUGGCGAGCUGUAGCACCGGCGGGUGACCUGCUGCACUGUCACCUUUCUCUCGUGACGGCAAGGCCAGAUGAUCUGGAUGGAGUCCGCGCGGUGCGUGAUAUACCUGUGCUCCCCGAAGCUCCGCAGCCUGCGAGAGCUGGAGGCGCACCGGAUGCACCUGUCUGACAUCGCCCCCCACGACACCACCAGGGACCUCAUCCUCCUGAACCAGCAGCGGCUGGCAGAGAUUGAGCUGUCCAACCAGCUGGAGAGGAAGAAGGAGGAGCUGCGGGUCCUCUCCCAGCACUUGGCCAUAGAAAAGAAGAAAACCGAGACCUUGCUUUAUGCCAUGCUGCCGGAACAUGUGGCCAACCAGCUGAAGGAGGGCAAAAAGGUCGCCGCGGGUAAAGCAUUCCCUCCCCUUCAUGGGUGCCCCUGGGCAAGAGUAGCGGUGUGCCUCAGGGGUUAGGGGCACAGCCUCCGAAACCAGACAGCUCUGGGUUUGGAUUCUGGGUCCAUCAUUUGUUAGCAGCAUGAUCUUGGGCAGGUUGCUUGAGGUGCACGUCCUCAGUUUUCUUCUCCCAACAUCAAGAAUAAUGAAAGUAAUACCAGAGUGAAACAUGGAUUAAGUAAGAGUGCCUGUCAACUUCACCCACCUAUGGCACGUUCUCUAAGACCCGAAAGCUACGGCUUGACACUGGCCUUUUCGUCAGUGGCCACGAAUAGAGUUCUUUAGCUGGACAUAAUACACCCACACGUUACCUAAAUCAUGGGCCUCUAAAGACCAUUCUGGGAGAGCAAGCCAUUUCUGGAGGAAACGAUGCCAUGUUUACUCUGACCUCGCUUCCCACUUGUCACGGGUGCGUGUUCACCCCCAGACAUGUGUGGUAAACUAACUCAAUGCCAGGGUGCUGCCAGGUCUCGGGGACCCAAAGGAGGUCACA
Molecule: messenger RNA, 1376 nt
Organism: Panthera uncia (snow leopard)
Lineage: Eukaryota; Metazoa; Chordata; Mammalia; Carnivora; Felidae
Product: guanylate cyclase soluble subunit beta-2-like
Exons: 1
Coding region: 521-901 (126 amino acids)
Biological process (GO): cGMP biosynthetic process; response to oxygen levels
Cellular component (GO): guanylate cyclase complex, soluble
Molecular function (GO): guanylate cyclase activity
Source: RefSeq, a predicted model, not a curated record